GAGAAAUUUCGAAGGAAAGGAAAAUCACCAGCAUGUCUGGAAACUGUGGUACAGGAAAUGAUCAGCAAAGGGCAGUUAAAAAGUCUCUCAGAAAUUGAAAGCACAAACUCGGAGGGUUGGUUGUCAUGGGGAUACAGUAAACUUGUGAAGAAGCCUAUUGGUUGGAGUAUGAAAUGGUUGUCUGGGCAACAAGAGAACAAUGUCAAGGACUCAUUUGUUGUCAUGGAAGUUAUCAAGGAUAAGGCAAGACAGCUGUUAGAGGUAAGGAAUAGGUUAGCUCAGACAGAGUCUGUGAAUAUCACAGACUACAAUCUUCUUCAUGAUCAACAUCGGGAAUUAUGUCCCUCAGACACAGUGUUCUCACUGGUAAUGAGAGAGCUGGUUGGUAAUAAAGAAGUGGUAAUUCAACAGGCAGAGGGGGACAGUAAGCUUGUGAAGUUCAUACAGAAAGAUAAAAAAGAAAAGAAAGAAGAAAAGAUAAAUGAACAAGAUGUGCAUAUACAUAGAAUACAGAAAGCACACACUGAGGUAAAAAGACAAAUAGAAGUAUUAUCAACGGAAGUACAUAGAUUAGCAUCAGAAGCUGUAUCAUAUAAACAGAAAGGCAUGACAAAAUUGGCAAUGAGCUGUAUGAGGAAGAGAAAGUUGGCACAGAUAAGAAUCGAUAAACUAACAGGUUCUAUGGAAACUUUAGAGGAAAUUUUAUACAGAAUCAAACAAGCUGAGUCCAAUGAAAUGAUUGUAAAAGCAAUAGAAGGAGGAACAAAUGUGCUACGUGACCUCACCAGUAAAACUUCAGCUGAUGAUGUUAAUACAGUCAUGGACAACCUAGCUGAUGUAACACAGACACAGGAAGAUAUAAUGAAUGAGUUGGGAAUACCAAGUUUUAUAGAGGAACCAUCACAGUCAGAACUGGAGGAGGAACUGUCAAUCAUUCUGAAUGAGGACACGCCUCCUAGGAAAACUUACAGGACAGGUGCUGACUCUGAUGUGGAGAGAGAAUUAGAUGAGAUUUUAAAUGAAACUGAUGAUACAAAGAAGACAAAGGAUUCUAGCAGGGAACUUGAAGACAUGCUAGAUGAUCUACAGUUACCUGAUGUACCUACUACGUCACCAUCAAAACCAAGACAAGAUAGGAAACAACUUGCUUUGUGACGCAACAUGUGUAUUUGAUGUGAGAUGAUUGAAUGAUUGACUGUAGAAAAGAUAUUAAAUAUUUAUUAACAUGAAAUUAUUGUCAAUAAAAUAUAACUUUUGUGAUACUGGAAAAGUGAAAUCAAGGGUAUAAAUAUUAUGAAUAUAUGCGUACAUGUAAAUAAUUUUAGUUUUUGAAAGGAAAAAGGUUGCCUGAGAUUCUAUUUGGUAAACUAUUUUAUUUUUCAUGUAAUUGCAAAGGACUUAAGCAAUGUCAAGGUGCUUUUCAAGUUAAUGCUUCUGUAUAAAAAAGAAAUGUUUUGCUUAUGUGAUCAAAUACAGAUGCAUACCAAAAUAUACACUGAAAAUAUU
This is a messenger RNA of Ruditapes philippinarum (Manila clam), 1506 nucleotides long. Its product is annotated as charged multivesicular body protein 7-like. The transcript has 10 exons. NCBI's taxonomy places the organism in Eukaryota, Metazoa, Mollusca, Bivalvia, Venerida, Veneridae. The record is from RefSeq and is a predicted model, not a curated record. Gene Ontology annotation, cellular component: ESCRT III complex; cytoplasmic side of plasma membrane; multivesicular body. Bases 58 to 1155 code for a protein of 365 amino acids. Gene Ontology annotation, biological process: late endosome to vacuole transport via multivesicular body sorting pathway; vesicle budding from membrane.